Molecule: messenger RNA, 1824 nt
Organism: Mesorhabditis spiculigera
Lineage: Eukaryota; Metazoa; Nematoda; Chromadorea; Rhabditida; Rhabditidae
Source: the annotation of a GenBank genome assembly
AUGUUGCGUGCAAUCACCUUCGUGCUUUUGGCUUUGCCGUUGGCAUUAAGCACGUUUUGCCCGGAGGGCUCCGUGGAAUAUGGAGACAAUUAUGAGUGCAUCUUAGCUGUCGAUGCAGACGCUACCUACGACAGCGCGCAAAAAACAUGCCAGGCUCUCGGCGGACACCUUAUACAGCUGGGAGACGCUUUCGAAAAUGCCUUCGCCAACUCGCAAAAAACGCAAGUUUUGGGAGGGCAAGAGGCAUUCAUCGGGGUCAAGCGCACUGAUGGCAUGUGGAGGUAUGCUGACGGAUCAAAUCUCACCUAUGCUAAAUGGGCUGACGCUCCGCCGUGGCAGAUUGGUGAGGACUGCGGAAUCCUCCGAAGCACUGAUGCGUACUGGGACGCUAGGCCAUGCGCCACGCGGCUGCCGUUUAUCUGCAGUUUUGGCGACCACGCUUGCCCGGAAGGUUGGCAUCGCUACAAGGAAACCGGCGAUUGCUAUUACACGCCGAUGGGCAUAGCCUGGACUACUUGGAGAAACAUCACGUUUGAUCUCGGCGAAUACAUCUGCAGUUUGCUCUAUCGGGCAAACCUCGUCUCGAUACACAGCGAGCAUGAGAAUCAGUUUGUGCAGAACUUGACUGCGAUAGCCAUGGCAAGUUUCCCACACCAUUGCUCCUACUACGAAACAGUCAUCGGACUUAACGUAACGACUUGGACCGACGGCUCCCCGUUCGACUACGACCUCCGCGUUCUAAACACGUCGUCUACCUUUGCGCUCAGGGAUCCGGCCUGCGGCAGCCCCUAUUGGGAGGGUGCGUCGUAUAACGCAGCUCACAGCAGCUUCAUGUGCAAAAACUCGCAAAAGACGCAGGUCCUUAAAAACCGUGAUGUCUACAUCGGAGUACGACGCCAAGACGGGACCUGGAAGUACGGCGACGGGUCGAUGAUGAAUUUCACGAAAUGGCAGGGAAGUCCUCCGACGCAGGUGGGUUACGACUGCGGGAUCAUGCAAGCGACAACCACCUACUGGACCGCAUCCCCAUGCACCACCAAAAGGCCAUUCAUCUGCAGCUUCAGCGACCAUCGCGCCACCUACGGAACGGCAGGACGAAUUUGUUCACUUGGCGGUCGUCUCAUCCAGCCGAUGAGCAACGACGAGAAUCUGAUGGCCGGGCUGCAGAAUGCGGCGGAACUUGGAGGACAGGCGACGUACAUAGGUGUGGAACGUAUCGAUGGCACGUGGUAUUACGCUGACGGAACGGAAUUGAAGUAUCAGAAUUGGAAGAGUCCGGCCGAGAUCAACAACCCCGAUCACGGAUGUGUCGUCCUGAACAGCUCGGACUUCUUCUGGUACUCUGCUGAUUGCCUCGGCAAGCGAGCCUUCAUCUGCACGACGCCAGAUCAGGCUCGAGUUUGCCUGCCCGGCUGGACGUACUUCCCGAUGACCGGCUACUGCUACUACACCCAAAUGGCGAUGAACUGGAACCCAACCCCUCAACUCAACUUCACCACCGCCGAAGCUGUCUGUGCCAAUGAGGGCUCGCAUCUAGUGUCGAUUCACAGUGACGCGGAGAACCAGUUCGUUGCUGACCUGCUCUCUUCGGCGAUGUCUACCUAUCAACACGACUGCGACGCCCGCCUUCAAACAGUCAUCGGGCUCAGCCAUAGCAAAUGGACCGACGGCAGCGCAUUCGACUACAACACUGGGCUGGGAAUGGCUGAUUCUUAUGGGAUGAGCGACCCUGCCUGCCAAAGCACCUCUUGGAGCGGCUGGAAUGCUACGCAACUCUACGCGAACUACGUCUGCAAGAAGAGAGCCCACAUGUUGACGGCUUUU